UGUUUCCCGAAGCUAUAUCACUGAUACUAUUAUCUAUGUGGUUUCCUCUUUGCUACAGACUUUCUGAAAAUCUACUGUUGAUCAUCAUAACUCACUGGUGAUAUGACUGCAGACAUGAUAAUACAAAUAACUUUAUUUGUUAGUUCAAUAGUUUAUUGUGCAAAAUGUCAAGAAUCAAACCCAGGAGUGCCUAUCCAACCUGGAAAUUUACCAGUCAAUAAUUCAUUACGGGCAGUACAACAUCAAGUUGACAACACAAGGUUUAUGCGAAAACCAGAUUCAACCUCGUGGCCUGGAAACUACAAUGAGGGUAACAAUAACAGGCAUAUCUUCGCUGACUGGCUCUUGUAUGGAAACUGGAGUACUAAUCUGACGCCACCAUCAGAAACCAGGAAAGUUGAGUAUGAGGGGUACGAUGGUUGGUACAACAACUUAGCUAGACCUGAUUCUGGAGCCAUUGAUAAGCCACUUUUGAGAAGAUGGCCAGCUGCUUACAAGGAUGGAACUUACAUACCAUCAGGAUAUGACAGGCCUAAUCCACUGGAGCUGAGUGAAAAACUUCUGAGUGGCGAGAUAGGCCAAAAAUCUAAAAUUGGGAGAACUGCCUUGUUUCUCUUCUUUGGUCAACAAGUCGUUGAGGAAAUUUUGGAUGCUCAGCGGCCAGCGUGUCCUCCAGAAUAUGUCAAUAUUCCUGUGCCUGAAAACCACACUUACAGGGUGGACAAUCCUCAUCAUACAGAAAUGCCUUUUCUUAGAACAAGAUAUGAUAUGAAGAGUGGGUCCAGCCCUAAUAAUCCGAGACAGCAGUUGAACGAGAUAACGCCAUAUAUUGACGGUGGUCUUUUCUAUGGCAUUACCAAACAGUGGUCUGAUCAGCUCAGAACUUUCUCGAAUGGGUCAAUAGACGAGUGUGGUCGGCUAGCUUUUUCUCAUGAUGGUCUUUUCCCGGAAUAUAACACUGCCAGGAUUCCUAUGGCUAAUCCACCACCUCCUUUCUAUCAUUCACAUUAUGUCAACGUUCAUGAAACUGCGAAAGUCGACAGGUUUUUCAAAUUGGGAAAUCCCAGAGGGAAUGAGAACGCAUUCCUCCUGACCUUUGGAGUUAUGUGGUUCCGUUACCACAACUACAUAGCGACCAGAUUGUGUCAUCACCAUAGAACAAACAACAAAGAUACAGAUUGGUCGAGCGAAAAAAUCUACAAUGAAGCGAGAAAAUGGGUGAUAGCUACGCAACAGCGAGUAGUGGUGAAAGAAUGGCUGCCCAUUUUGUUGCAAGAAACCCUGCCACCAUACAAGAAAUAUGACGCUAGUAUUGAUCCGCAGAUAGAUCAAUUCUUUCAGUCAGCAGCUUUCAGGUUUGGACACACCCUGGUAGUUCCUGGUGUUUACCUGCGGAGCUAUUUGAGAGACAGCUGCAAGACAAAGUUCAACUCCUGGAAAAACUUCGCAGUACGAACUUGCAAUAUCUUCUGGAGGCCACAAGAACCGAUGUUGAAUAAAACUGACGACAACAAUUCUUUGUUGGACAUAGACAGACUUUUGAUGGGUAUGUCAGUACAGUUGACUGAAAGAGAGGAUCACGUGAUUGUUGAAGACCUAAGGGGAAACGUUUUUGGGCCUUUGGAGUUUCCAAGGAGAGAUUUGAUGGCAGUGAAUAUUCAGAGAGGGAGAGAUCACGGGUUGCCAGAUUUCAAUUCUGCAAGGAGAGCGUUUGGGUUGAAACCUUAUGAAAAUUUUGCGAAUUUCAGUUAUAUAACAGAAGCUACUAGAACAGAACUAGAACGACUCUAUAAAUCCAUUGACAAAAUUGACGUAUGGAUUGGAGGCAUUCUUGAAACUUUUGAUGGCCCAGGAGAACUGUUUAAAACUAUAAUAAAGGAUCAGUUCACAAGAAUACGGGAUGGAGAUCGCUUUUGGUUUGAAAAUAAAGAAAAUGGGUUGUUUACAAAUGAUGAAAUAAAAAGAAUCAAUGAGGUAAAGAUCUAUGAUAUAAUAAUGGCCGUAACUAAAAUGGAUGCCGACGAUAUUCCGAAAAAUCCAUUCAAGGCCCCACUUCUUGAUAGUGAUAGGCAAUUGAUACAGGUUUGCAAGCUAACCAACACUUCUCAAUACUAUCACUUAGAACAACUGAAUCACACCCUAUUGGCGGAAAAUUGUACUAGACCUGGGUCCUAUGAUUAUUUCAGAAACAGCGAGUUGUCCUAUGUUCUGACUUUUAUUUUCCUGGGAACUUGUAUUGUAGGUACUAUUGGAGCUAUGUUACUUAUGAUAAAAUUGAAGGAAUCCGAAUCAAUUACUAAAACCAGAAGAACAAAUGAGACGAAAAGGAGAACACUACGAGAAAGUGACAUGAAAUGGCCACUUUUCAUAGCCACUGAGUGGGUAGGACCUAAACAGGCCACAAGAAAAGUAGUUAUAGCCUUCAAAUCGGACAUGAAACAACUGAGUGUAUCUUGUUUUGAUGACACCUUACUGAGAGCACUCGAUUUUUCCGGAAAUAAAAUAACGCAUAUGAAGAUUUAUUACAUCACAGACCAGUUGACUGUAAUUUUGCAUUCGCGCAACAACUAUGAUUUGGUGUUGCAAUUUGAAUCAGACUUCUUAAGGAAUAAUUUUUUGACCGAAUUAGAUGCUAGAUUUGUCAAAACAGGAAUAGUCCAAAUACAAAACAUCUCAUUGAAUUGGAAUGCAGCUAUGAAAGUAGUUAUCACCAGUGAUGACCGCCAAAAGACACUGGAAAUGUUCUUCAGAGUAGUCUUUGCACAAGCUUUCAAAAUCAGCCAUUCCCACACAGAGAUGCUGACGGUUGAUGCUUAUGUAGCCAAAAAAGUUGUCGAUACAGAACUCACAAUUACCGAGUUUGCUGAUGCUCUGAGUAUGACAGCAAAAAAUGAAUUCGUGAAACGAAUGUUCAUGUUAAUUGACAAAGACAAAAACGGAUUUAUAUCAUUCAGGGAAUUUGCUGAUUUACUAGUAAUUUUUGCUGAUGGCACCGAAGAAGAAAAAGCCAAAUUACUCUUCGAUAUGUACGAUAUAGAUGGGGUUGGAUAUCUGAAACAGGAAGAUUUUCACGUCAUGAUCAAGUCAUUUUUGGAAACUGUCGGUGGUAAUAUAGAUGACAAAGAUAUAUAUGCGACUAUAACUCUGAUGUUGAGAAGUGCAGGCAUUGAACACAAGAAAAACAAUUUGACAUUCGAAGAUUUCAAAAGUAUGAUUGGGGAUGAUAUCAAGAAUCUUAAUACGGCCAGACUCGGUAUCAAGGGAUUCGAACAACAAGGAAAAUCGAGGGAAUCGUAUCUGGAUCAUGCAAGAGACACAAUCGAAAAUAUUUAUGAGAGCAAACAAGAAAUCGAAGCACGUUUCAAUCAGGGUACAAAAAUUAUUGAUGCACACCAAGAAGAAGUUCUGAAAAUUCAGUCUAGAGCAGUUCACAGACAGAAUGCUGUUAUCAGGUUUAUAGAGAUAAAUUCAAAGGAAAUAUUUUGGUUCUCUCUAUAUACUUUGGUUUUGUUCGCGAUUUUUCUGGAGAGAGCUUACUAUUAUUCCGUUGAGAGAGAACAUGGGGGUUUGAGGCAGAUAGCUGGCUAUGGGGUUACGGUGACAAGAGGGGCUGCGUCAGCGAUGAUGUUUACUUAUUCAUCUCUACUUGUAACGAUGUGUAGAAACACAAUAACCUUUUUGAGAGAUACCGUACUGAACAACUAUUUCCCGUUUGAUGCGUCUGUGGAGUUUCACAAAUAUAUUGCAUGCUGGGCAGGAAUAUUCACAGUGUUGCAUAUCGUUGGACAUGCCUUCAAUUUCUAUCAUAUAUCAACACAAACAUCAGAUGACUUGACAUGCUUAUUCAGGAAUUACUUUCACCCGACUCAUGAGAUUCCCAAGUUCCACUAUUGGUGUUGGCAAACAUUGACUGGGUUCACAGGAGUUGUUCUAACAGUAAUUUUUGUAAUAAUGUACAUAUUCGCAUUACCUAUGAUCAGACGAAAAAUUUACAACUGGUUUUGGUAUACGCAUAGCCUCUACCCUCUGUUCUUCAUUUUUUUCAUAUUACAUGGAACAGGAAGACUCAUUCAGCCACCAUUCACUUACUAUUUUUUUCUUGGACCUGUGAUACUAUUUACGUUUGACAAUCUUGUUAGCACCAGCAGAAAGAAAAUAGAAAUUCCUGUAAUUCAGGCUGAAGUUUUGCCAUCAAAUGUGACGAUGCUGGCAUUCCGAAAACCAGAAAAUUUUCAGUACAAAUCUGGCCAAUGGGUCAGACUGGCUUGUAUGGAACUGAAUAAACAUGAGUUCCAUCCUUUCACAUUAUCUUCUGCUCCUAAUGAAGACAAUCUAACGGUUCAUAUUAGAGCAGUCGGCCCAUGGACCAACCUCAUCAGAAGUUUGUAUAAUAGCAAUUUGAGAGGCAAUUCGAAAUGGCCAAAACUAUAUUUGGAUGGCCCGUAUGGAGAAGGUCAUCAAGAUUGGAAUACAUACGAUGUUGCGAUUUUAAUAGGCGGAGGAAUUGGGGUGACCCCAUUCGCAAGUAUUCUGAAAGAUAUAUCUUAUAAAGCGAAUAAAAUAAGGACACACUGCCAAAAGGUGUAUUUCAUAUGGGUGUCUAGAACUCAAAAACAAUUUGAAUGGCUGAUCGACAUUAUAAGGGAUGUGGAAAAUAAAGAUGAAAAGCAAUUUGUGAGCUGUCAUAUCUUCAUCACACAAUUUUACGAGAAAUUCGAUCUUAGGACAAUCCUAUUAUACAUUUGUGAAAGGCACUACCAAAGGGUAUCACAUAAGUCGUUGUUCACAAAUCUUAGAGCCGUUACCCAUUUUGGUAGACCAGCUUUCGCGCAGUUUUUCAAAACUGUACAAGUCAUUCACCAAUCGUCCAAGAGAAUUGGUGUUUUCAGCUGUGGACCACCAUCAAUGACAUCAGGAGUGGAUACCGCGUGUAGUAAGAUAAAUAAGCAAAGUGAACAAAAAUUCGAACACCAUUUCAAAAAUUUUUAAUAUACUUUUUAUGUACUUAUGUGCUUUAUAAAUACCUCAGGACUAUAGACGAUAGUAAAAGGGCAAUGUUCACCUUCAAUGGUAUUGCUCUGCCACAGUCUAUGAUUUCAUGUUCCUGAAAAAAAUUAAUGAAUAAAGUUUUCAACUACAACAUUUAGUUCUAUUACCAAUGGAUGUUCAUUAUAACAACCCUUGAGUCUACGCCUUUCCAGAUUAUUCAGAUUUCUUUUUUGACAAGGUAGUAAUGUUGUAUUGAUAGUAUCACUUUCGUAUCUUGCUUGAACAGUUAUUGCUACAGGAUUUGUCGAUAUCACCACAUUCUCAUAUUUGAUUUUGGUAUUGUUGAUUGCAACCAAGAUCAAAUUAGUGUUUCGUAUUCGCUUGACAUAAUA
This is a messenger RNA of Phaedon cochleariae (mustard beetle), 5381 nucleotides long. The record is from the annotation of a GenBank genome assembly. NCBI's taxonomy places the organism in Eukaryota, Metazoa, Arthropoda, Insecta, Coleoptera, Chrysomelidae.